Molecule: messenger RNA, 843 nt
Organism: Metarhizium brunneum ARSEF 3297
Lineage: Eukaryota; Fungi; Ascomycota; Sordariomycetes; Hypocreales; Clavicipitaceae
Source: RefSeq, a predicted model, not a curated record
AUGAUCGAAUACCGGAAAUCUCCCCGCUUCGAGUAUGCCCCCAUGGACAUCUCGCGCUUCACGCGGCGAAGUGCCUUGCAACCACCACGCAUCAGAGCUCAGGCUCCCCAACGAUCCCAGGAACCCCAGGCUCAACCACAAGAAACAACCGAGCAGCCGGCCCCAGCCAAGCCCAGCAGCCCUGCUCCAAGCAACGAAGGCGUCUACGAAGGCCUCGCAGAUCUCGUGCCCGACGUCCUGGCCAUGGACAGGUUCCUCGACUCAAGCAGCACCAGCAGCACUACCAACACUCCUCAAGCGACCCCCAGCCCUGCUCCCUCCGAAACGCAGUCCACGAAGCAGAAGCCAAAGGAAGAAGCCUCCAACGGUCUGGGCCAACCCGCCGAGGAACAAAGCCAAAACACACAACAACCCCCCGCGGAACAAGCAGCCUCCGUGAACGAAUCCGAAGAAGGAGGAUACUACAUGCUAUCCGCAGCAGCAGCCUACGCAAGACUAGCCAUCCCAGAAGUAGAUGAAGAAGAAAACAAGCUCGUCAUCCAAUCGGCGCUCCAGUUUCACAACGACGACAUCGCCAAGCACAAUGCCGGAAUCUACCACGGCGACAAAUGGGCUCGCCUCAAGCCCCUCCGCAGCGAGACCUGCUACAACCUCAUCGACAGCUGCCUCGGCGGCUGCGAGCUCGAGGACUUUCCACACCACGCCUACGGGCUGCGUCUCUUGACUGACGCCGAACUGAAUGGACUUUUGGGCCAUCUCCGCUCCAACGUGCGCCUUGAUUCUGCGAGAAUCGUCAAGAUCAACUGGAUUUUGGAGCGCUGGACCAAUUGGACUCACCUCUAG